AUCUGUCGGCUAGUAGACUAGAAAUUUGUUGGCCUCAGCGUUAGUGUAUGGUAUUGGAUGCUGGAGUUGUUUCACAAUAUUUUUGUGAUCUUUUGAAAUAUAUUCAUAUAAAAUUAACAUUUAAUGGAGAAGAAUGAGAUCAAGUAAAUUUGGAUUUCUCUUGAUAUUAACAGUCUUCGUAGACUUUUCCAACCAAUGGAUUAUUCCACUUGGUAUAGGCGGUUUACUCACCGGAGUUGCCUGGAAAUAUUUACCAUGUGCCUCUGUAUUUUUUGAAUGCUGUGAUCAGAAAUGGUUUAAUAAAAAUAACAUUACAGCAUUGACUAAAUCAUUGGAAGAAAGUUUAUAUGGUCAACAUUUGGUAUUGAAGACUGUUGUUCCAGCUUUAAAAAGACAUUUAACAAAUAAAAAUCCUCCAAAAGCAUUAGUUUUAUCUUUCCAUGGAUGGACAGGUGGCGGGAAGAACUACGUUAGUCGUAAGAUUGCUGAAAGCCUCUUCAAAAAAGGAACAGCUAGUAAAUAUUACCACUUAUUUGUUGCUACCCUUCACUUUCCCCAUAAAGAAAUGAAUAGCAUUUAUAAAGAUAACAUACAACAAUGGAUUAAAGGUAACGUUUCCGAAUGCCCUCAUCAGCUUUUCAUUUUCGACGAAGUUGAUAAAAUGUCGGCUGGACUUAUUGAUGCAAUUCAACCAUUCAUAGAUUUUCACGACAAUGUUGAAAAUAUUGACUACCGUCAUAGUAUAUUUUUAUUCCUCAGUAAUACUGGAGGUGAUAUGAUAAAUAGGCAAAUGGUUAAGAUGUGGCGGAAUGGACUAACACGGGAUGAUAUUCAAUUGAAAGAUAUGGAGUCUCUUAUACAGAAUUUAGCAUUUAAUAAUAAAGACGGAACUGGUUUAUGGCAUAGCUCACUAGUCGAGAGAAAUUUAAUAACUGCUCUGAUCCCUUUUCUACCACUUGAAAAGCAUCAUGUCAAGAAAUGCGCAAGGGAUUAUUUACUAUCACGUUCGCAUACAAAGAUAGCCUAUGACGAUGAUUUUCUGAACCAAAUUGCCAAUCAGAUGACUUAUCAGCCAAAAGAUUCUCAAUUAUAUUCGACAUCGGGCUGUAAAAGGGUUGCUCAACACUGCGAUUUGUUAAUUUAUAACCAUAGUAACGAAGAUUUAUAG
Dimorphilus gyrociliatus is the source of this 1168-nucleotide messenger RNA. NCBI's taxonomy places the organism in Eukaryota, Metazoa, Annelida, Polychaeta, Dinophilidae. The record is from the annotation of a GenBank genome assembly.